AUGACUGAAACUCUAUGUACUUCCUGUACACAGUUCGCGGCAGACUUCGCUGAGAUGAACGUUCAAGACGCGAAUUGCAGUCGUACUAUGUCGCCGAAUAUUUACCAACUUCAAGAAUCUGCGCAGAAUGGCUGUCCUCUGUGUCAAAUCACCUACCAAUGCUUUUGUUACCAAAUCCCAAAAUGUUAUUGGGACCAAACAUUGGCUGCCCAUCUUUGGGUACACGUCUACUCGAUUCCCCUUCGUCUUGAUGGUAAAUUUAUAGCUCCUAGAAAGGGAACAGACAAACAAGAUCCAAUGGAGCCAACGUUGUCAUGUGGUGUUGGGAAAGACAUAGACCGCUGUAGAUGGCACAUCAUAUCGCUUGUUAUGCACGAGGAAAAUGAGAAACGAUCUGCGGAAUGGGGUCUUCACAAGAAGAGAUCAAUAGCGGAUCUUUCAUCAGCUGAGGGUGUUGAGAAAGCUAUUACCUUGGCCAGUAGCUGGAUCCAGAACUGUUCAGCAAAUCAUGACAAAUGCCGAAUACAGCCCGAUAACUGCCAUCUGCGUACGACGAAACCAACAAGACUUAUCGAUGUUGGCUCCCAGAACGGCAGCGAAGGACCAGAUGACAACAAGCAUAAAGAUGAUUGGUCUUAUGAAGCGGCGAGAUUCGGACAGUACUACGAAAAUGCGACGUUGACGAUUGCAGCCACUGGUGCUAUCUCUUCUCAACAGGGACUAUUUCUUGAUAGGCCUGCGCUGCUUUUCGAUCCGAAGCCAGUUACCUUGAAACUAAAGAAGAACUCCGGCGGCACCAGAGAUGUCUCAAUUCUACCACCAAGCCCUUUAUGGGAGAUGAGCAUCCGCAACUCUCCUCUCCUAACUAGGGGAUGGGCUACCCAGGAGCGAGUUUUGUCAAAGAGGAUACUCCAUUUUGGCGCCAACAGUUUGUUAUGGGAAUGUCGUGAGUGCAAGACUACAGAGGCGAAUCCCGAAAGCUCGGAUCCUACCAUCUUUAAAUACCAGAACGAACAAUUCAUCGAUGUUUUUCAGAACUUGGAGAACCAGCAGAAGGAGAAACUGAUAUCAUUAUGGUACCACUUUGUCGAAUCUUACUCGGUCACAAACUUCUCCUUGUACAAAGACAAACUUCCAGCGCUAUCCGGCAUCGCUGCAAGAAUACAGCAUCGCUUUCCGCAAGAAUAUGUUGCGGGAAUAUGGGAGUCUGAUAUUCCUCAAGGACUGCUGUGGACAGUUUGGAGAAGCCAAGAGCCUGAGCCAGAGACGAUUCGAGGAACAAAUCGACCCUCAUGGUGUUGGGCUUCCUCGAUAUACCCAAUUCGAUUUCUCUACAUAAUGACCUACAAUAGCGAUCAGUACAUAAAGCUGCAAGUCGAGUCUUGGUCAGUGAGGACGAAUGGCCCUCAAACAUCAGGUCAAAUUCUCCAGGGGAGUAUUACAGUCUGUGGCCCUGUCAAGUCAUUUAAUCUAUACGCUCUGGGCUUGAACUUUGUCUUUGGUCCUGAUGCCUACGAUAAAGACGGGAAUCGCAUCGUGUGUGAAGCCUCCAAAGGCGUCCAUAAAGUUGAUGAAUGCACCGCUUACUUGGAUCAUAUGAACUUCUUGGAAGGUGUCAACAAGACCUACACUUGUAUCUUGGUAGCAACACUCCUCCCAUCAAUGUGGACUCCAGCAGAAAAGAGGGUGAUUGGGGCUGGGCUGAUUCUGGAGCCGGCGGGCCGUGGAGCUGUCGAUCAGUAUACGCGAAUUGGUGUGCUUUGUCUUCCAUAUGAACAAUACUGGGCCGAUGCUUAUUACAGCAAAAUUCUUGAGCUUGUCUAG
This is a messenger RNA of Fusarium fujikuroi IMI 58289, 1824 nucleotides long. RefSeq names its product related to tol protein. The transcript is spliced from 2 exons. Bases 1 to 1824 code for a protein of 607 amino acids. Lineage: Eukaryota; Fungi; Ascomycota; Sordariomycetes; Hypocreales; Nectriaceae. The record is from RefSeq and is a predicted model, not a curated record.